Molecule: messenger RNA, 825 nt
Organism: Gongylonema pulchrum
Lineage: Eukaryota; Metazoa; Nematoda; Chromadorea; Rhabditida; Gongylonematidae
Source: the annotation of a GenBank genome assembly
AUGGAGGUGAGUUUAAGCGAUGCCGAAAAAAUGUUCAUAAUACACGGAGCGCAGGUUGGGCUACGAGCCGAUGGACGCGGGCCACUCGAUUAUCGACCUAUUGAAAUCCAGACAGGUGUCCUGGCGACGACAAAUGGCUCGGCACGCGUACGAUUGGCUUCAACCGAUUUGCUGAUUGGCGUCAAAGCCGAAUUAGUAACAGUGGACGAUAUGGCCGAGUAUCGAAAUCGUCUGAAUUUCUUCGUGGAUUGCUCGGCCAAUGCUACACCUCUUUUUGCCGGGCGAGGUGGUGAUGAAUUUGCUGAACAAGUGAGUGCAGCAUUGGAUGCAGCCUAUGACAGUGAACUGGUGCUUCCGGAUUUGAAAAAGCUGAUCUUAUCACCGAUGCAUGCAUGGAAGGUGUUUGUCGAUGUGGUGCUUUUGCAGUGUGGUGGAAAUGUCAUCGAUGCUGCCGCUCUUGGGGUGAAAGCGGCAUUGCAUAACACAGAAAUCAGUGAAGUAAUAGUGCGACCAGCAGACGAAGGAAAAUAUACGGUUGACUUGCCGGACGAUAAUACCGUAUGGAAAUUGGACACGUCAAGGUUACCGUUGUUUGUGAGUGUAAAUAGACUUGGAAGCGCUAAAGUUGUUGAUAAUUCAUUAGCCGAAGAAGCCUGUACCGGUGCAUCCGUCUGGAUUGCUGCCGCUCCAAAAUCCAGUGCCGAUAUUACGACAUCUAGUGCAAAUGCUCCGGGACAUAUUCGUGGAGGGAGAGCUGAUGAUUAUUUAAUAACUUAUAUCAGUCAAUGCGGUGGCGGAACACUGGAGCCAGAUUCACUUGGUUAG